Messenger RNA from Plasmodium berghei ANKA, 3873 nucleotides. RefSeq names its product importin alpha re-exporter, putative. The coding region runs from base 1 to 3873 and encodes 1290 amino acids. Gene Ontology annotation, molecular function: small GTPase binding. The transcript is spliced from 3 exons. NCBI's taxonomy places the organism in Eukaryota, Apicomplexa, Aconoidasida, Haemosporida, Plasmodiidae. The record is from RefSeq and is a predicted model, not a curated record.
AUGGAAGAAAAUGUUGAAAAAAACCUUCUUGUAAUAUUUACACAAAGUAUAUCCAACAAUUUUGAAGAAAUAAGAUCGAGUGAACAAAAAAUAAGUGCAAUAUAUACCGACCCAAAUAAAGAAAAUUAUAUUAAAAUUCUUUUUAAACUAAUUAUGUAUCCAUAUAUUGAAGAAAAUGAAAAAAAGAAUAUAUAUGAUAACUAUUUAAAUAUAAAUGUUAAAACAAGCAUAUUAAUAAGUAUAAAAAAUUUUAUAAAAAAAAGUAUACAUAGUAAUUUAGAAAGUUUAGAAAUAAGUAAUGAUUUAUGUAUAAUUAUAAAACAUUUGUGUAUACAUCUAUUGUUAGACAUAAAUAACAAUGAUAUCAAACAGUUGAAUAAAUAUUUAUUCGAAAUAUUAAUGCAUUUGUUUAAGUACAAUAUAUCAGACGAAUAUGAUUAUAUUAUUUUUUAUCUCAUUAUAUUGUAUAUAAAUGAUGGCGAUUUUAACUAUAUAUUAAAUAUUCUUAAUAAUGAUGAUAAAAAAAAUAAUAUGAAUGCUAUGAAAAAUAUAGAAUGUAUUAUAUUGUAUGCGCAAAAUAAAUAUAUUUUACAAAACAUAAAUCAGAAUAAUUAUAAUGUUGAAUUUAACAAAAUUAUGGAAAAUAUAAAUAAUAUUAAAAAUAUUAUAAACAAUCGAAAUACUACAAUGAAUGAUGAUAUAGUAAACUCUAUUAAUAAUACAAAAAAAAUAUAUAAAUCAAACGAUAAACACAAUUUAUUUAUUUUAGAUGAUUAUAUGUUAUAUAAUAUACCUAAAGACAGCACUUCUUUACAAACAAAUAUAACAAAUUGUGAAACAAAUUCUGAACAAUUUAUUAUAAACGGUUUAAAUUUUAUGGGGAAAGGAAUAAUAAUUAAUGAUUAUAAUAAUAAUGCAAAUAUUAUUGAUUUGGUAAAAUUUAAUAAUUCUAAUUCAAUUUUCAAAAAUAUGGAUGUUAAUAAAUUUAAAAGUAAAUAUAUUGCUUUAAAAAUUUUAAGAAAAAUUAUAAAAAAAUAUAAAGACAAUGGUUAUGUAGCUAAAUUUGAUAUCAAAAUUAUUUUGACACAUAUUGAAUAUCCAUUAACAUUAUAUUUUAUAUAUUUGUAUAAUAAAUUUAGAGAAUACACAAAUUAUAUAAAUAUAAAAUUAAAUGAACAAAAAAAUGGAUAUAACACAAAUAUUGAUCAAGAAUUAAAUAUAUGCUUUUACACAAUUAAUGAUAUAACUAUGAAUAUAUAUAUUUUUUUAAAAUUUUUUUAUAAUAUUAAUACUAUAGAUUUACCUGAAUAUUAUGAGGAUAAUUUUGAUAUAUUUUUCAACAUAUUUUAUAAUUUGAUAACAUAUGAUAUAGAAGUUUUAAAAAAUUAUUUUUUACAUCUAUCUAUAACCAGAAAUUUUAAAUUUGGACAAAAUGAUUCCACUAAAUAUAUAACAAAUAUUCAUAAUAUUGAUGGAAAAAAUUAUAUUCUAAAUUUAAAUGGAUCGGACCUUGCUAACAAACUAACAUCUAAUAAUUAUAUGGAUAAAUUAAUAAAUUAUUUUGAACAAAAUAUAUUAAAAUGUAAAAUAAUAAUAAUAGAUAUUAUUAAAAUUAUAUCUGAAAAAUAUCAAGAUGAAUCUAAAGAAUAUAUUCUUAAAUUAAUUUAUUCAUUAAUAGAUAUAUUAUAUAAAGAAAAAGAUAAAUCAUUGUUAUGUCAUAAUUAUAAUUGUUUAUCAUCUACUAUUAAAUUAAUUUAUCAUAUGCAUUUAGAAAAAAGUGAUUUAAAUCCAUACAAAGAAAUUAAAUUUUUAGAAAAAGUUAUAGAACGUGUACUUCAACAUAUAAGAUUAAAAUAUAGUGAUAUUGAAGAAAUUUUAGAAGCAGAUUUAGAUUAUUUUCGAAAUGAUUUAAAUAAUUUUAAUGCAUUUUCCAUAAAAUCAACUGCUAUAUAUUUUCUAAAAACAUUAUGUAGUAAUUAUUUUGAUAUAUGUUUUCCUAUUUUAGAAUAUAAAAUAUUAUCAAAAGAUUCUUUUCUUAUAUCAGAUACAAAACAAAACAAACAAUCACAAACAUUUUCCCAAAUAUCAGAAUCAACAACUAUUAAUGAUGAUAUAGAUUCCAAUAAUCCAUUUUAUGAAGCAUGUAAUAUGGAAUAUAAAAUACAACUUAUAACAUGUUUAAAUCAAAUAAAUCUAUCUACAAAUUUUUAUGAACAUAAUAUAAAAAAUGAUUUAAAAAAUUUUAUUAUUUCUAUAUAUAUGAAAUGUCCAAAUUUUGAUUCACUAUUUUUCAAUGUUAAUGAUAAUAUUUUUCAAAAUAAUCAAACAAGUAAAAUAGAACAAAUGUCUAAUAUUAAUAAUAAUUCAAAUUCAGGAAAUGUAUUAAAUAAGCUAAUUUGGUUAAAAAAUGAAGAUAUAUUUAAUUCAAAAAAUACGAUAUAUUUAUUAUCUAUUCUUAAAUUUAUAUUAAAUAAUAGAAAUAUAUGUACAAAACAGGAUAAUAUUGUAGAUAUAUUUUCUUUUUUAUAUCAUUUACUUUAUAAUGAAAGAAAUAUGAUACAUAACUAUUCUUGUUUAUGUAUAAAUCGAUUAUUAAAUUGUCAAAUAAAUAAAGAAUUGUUAGAUGGAAUUUAUCAAAAUCUUAUUUUAAAUAUUUUAAAUAGAUUAUUAUUUUUACUAAAAUAUAAUGUGUAUAAUAAAAUAUUAAAUGAAUAUAUAUUAAUCACAAUUUUAAGAAUAUUUAUGAAUUAUUCAGAAAAAUUGUCAAAUCAAUAUAUUAUUCUAGUACUUGAUCUUAUUGACAAUACAAUUAAAAUAAUUAUUAAUGAUUCACAUAAUCCUAUUUUUAAUCAUUAUCUAUUUGAAUUAUUUACUUUAAUAAUUUCUUUAAUUUAUAAACAACAAAAUCAAACAUGUAUAAAUAUAGUUGAAAAUGCUAUUAUUUCAACUUUUUCGAAAAUUUUGGAAUUAUAUAUUCAUGAUUUUAUUCCUUAUAUUUUUCAGAUAUUAUCUAUUAUUAUAAAUAAUACAAAUCAAAUUAAAAAAGUACAUUUAGAUAUCCUUUCAAAUUUAUAUCAAAUAGACUUGUGGAAAUGUACUGUUGGAAAUCCAAAUGGAAUUAUAUGUGUAUUAACUAGCUAUUUUAAAAAACAUAAUUUAUUUCAAGAUAUUAUAAAAAAUAAUAUGCAACAAUUAUUUAAUAUAUAUCACUAUUGUAUUUCUAACAAAAAGAUAUCAAUCGAUUCAUUUCAAAUUAUUUUAAUUAUUUUUACUUACCUUCCGAUUGAAUAUUACCAAUCUUUUCUUAAGCCCCUCUUUGUUUUAUUAUUUACAUUUUUACAACAAUAUAAAAAUGAUAUAAUUAAAAUAAAAGUUAUUCAUUCCCUUUCAGUUUUUAUUCUCAAAACGGAUGUAACUCACUUUCUUUCUAUAAUAGAUCAAGUUCAAAAUGGAUUAAUAUUCAAUGUUCUCAAAAGUUUAUAUAUGCCGAUUAUGGACAAACUUAUAAACAUUAAUGAAAAAAUUAUAAUUUUUAUUGCACUUACAAAGAUAAUAAAUAAUGAACAAAUAAAAAGCAACCCGCUUAUUGUUGAAAUCCUUAAUUUAUUGGAUAAAAAUAUUACAAAAAAUGAACUUGUUAUGAAAAAAAGUAAAGUACAGCAAAAUCUUAGUAUUGAGAAGGAUGAAGUUGAUAAAGAUUUUGAAGUUACAUAUGUUAAAUUGCAAAUGAUAAAUAACGAAAAUAUAAACGAAACGGUUUUGCGAGACAUAGACAUAAACACAGAAUUAAAGAAAAAUUUGUAUAACCCCGAAUUUAUGCAAAUUUGUAGUUCAAACUCAUUCAAUAAUAUUAUUCAACUUUUUAACAACUAA